Adineta steineri is the source of this 3087-nucleotide messenger RNA. The record is from the annotation of a GenBank genome assembly. Lineage: Eukaryota; Metazoa; Rotifera; Eurotatoria; Adinetida; Adinetidae.
AUGAAUGUCAAAGCACCUACCAUGACACAAUAUUUAGAGUUAUAUUCAACAUAUCCACAAACAUUAAAAUGCCCAUGUAAACAAAUAUCCAUGAAUUAUGACACAUUUCUUUCUAUUGAAUAUACAUUUCACCAAGUAUGUACAAGUGUUUUUAUUACCCAAGAUUGGAUUAAUUUCCUAAACCAAGAAUAUUAUUAUGGAGGCGAUUUAUAUGUUGACGAUUAUCGUUUGACAAGUAUAUUUACAUUUCAAGCUUUAAAUACAUUUUGUGGAUUAGCCAUUCAGACGACCUCUAUUCGUCUGAGUCAGUUUUAUUCAACUCAGUAUGUUAGUGCAUUUGUAAUACCAUCAGAAAUAUUUGACCCACAAGUGCAGACAUUGGUAGAGCAGUUUAUAUCAUCAACAACUCAUGAUUUUUCGUUGUCAAUAUCUACAGUAAGAGACACAACUCAAAGUAAUGCUUUAUUCUCUAGCCAACAAACUAACUAUGAAAUGUAUCUGUUGGGCGGACGUGGUUAUGCAUAUACAGAUCCAUGGUCCUAUGGUGAUUGUAGUUGUUCCUUAUCAGCUACAUGUAUCGAACAAUCAUCAAUGUUUCGAUAUUCUAAUGGAAGAGUAUUAUAUUCCGUACCUGGUAUGUAUACUGGAUGUUAUAUAGUUGAAUCACUACUUCAAUCCAAUCUUCAAUGUUUUUAUAAUCAAACUUGUAUAAAUAAAGUAGUAUCAUAUUUCGUAACACGUCCACUAAUGAAUACAACAGCUCUUAAAAACUCAUUACCAAGCCAGUUUUUGCCAAACUCAACACUUAAAGAAGUUAUCAAUGAGAUAAUGGUUGAACAAUUUAUUCCAUCAAUAAUAUAUAAUAGUUAUUACAAUGCAUGUCAGCCAACAGAAUGUACUUACACUUAUCAAACAAAGAAUAGUAUUAUCUAUAUUGUAACGACACUGAUUGGUCUACUUGGUGGUUUGAUAACAGUAUUGAAGUUGAUCAUACCACCAGUAGUGAUGUUUAUAAGAAAAGAGAAAGAACGAUCACGACCAGACAUUGCUAUCCUUCUAUUAUAUACUUCUUUGAUUAAUGUAACACAAACUGUGAAUGUCAACGCACCUACCAUGACAAAAUAUUUGGACUUAUAUUCAACAUAUUCACAAGCAUUAACAUGCCCAUGUAAACAAGUAUCUAUCAGUUAUAAUACAUUUAUUUCCAUUGAAUAUACAUUUCAUCAAAUAUGUACUAGUGUUUUUAUUAGUCAAGAUUGGAUUGAUUAUCUUUCUAAAUCUUACGGGAGCAAUGGCGUACAUAUGCAUGACUUUCGUGACACAAGUCCAUUUACAUUUCAAGCCUUGAGUACUCUUUGUGAUUUAAUCAAUCAAACCGUCUCUAUUCGUCUGAGUCAGUUUAAUUCAAGUCAAUAUGUUAGUGCAUCUGUGACAUCAUCAGAUGUGUUUAAAUCUCAAGCUCAGUCAUUGAUAGAUCAAUUCAGAUUAUCAGCAACUAAUGAUUUCUUGUUAUCACUCACUACAAUACGAAACACAACUCAAAGUAAUGCUUUAUUUUCUGGCCUACAAACUAAUUAUUAUUUCAUUACACAAAAUGAUACAAAAUGGCCAGAUCCGUAUCCAGUAGCGUAUGGUAACUGUACUUGUUCAUAUUCACCUAAAUGUAUCGCGCAAUCUGGUAUUUACAAUUAUCCAGAUCCAACGAUUUUAUUCAGUGUACCGGGUAUUUAUAUUGGAUGUUAUGUAAUUGAAUCAUUACUUCAAUCAGAUCUUCGAUGUUUUUAUAAUCAAACAUGUAUAGAUCAAUUACAAGCACAUUUCUUAUCGACUUCUUUGAUGAAUAUAACAACACUUGACGAAUCAUUGUUAGCGGUUCCACCAUCAACCGAUGAACGUCAGCUUCGAAAUGAAAAAAUAUCCACUAGAUUAUUUAUCAUUUUGUUAACUUUAUCUUUGGCUGUGCUUCUCUUAUACACUUCUUUGAUUAAUCUAACGCAAACUGUGAAUGAGAAAGCACCUACAAUGAUAAAAUAUUUAGAGUUAUAUUCAACAUAUCCACAAACAUUAAUAUGCCCAUGUACACAGAUAUCUAUCAAUUAUGGCACAUUUCUUUCUAUUGAAUAUACAUUUCACCAAGUAUGCACUAGUUUUUUUAUUAAACAGGAUUGGAUUCGUUAUCUUUCUGACAAUUAUCAAGCUGGAAAUAUUUCUAGUUAUGACUUUCGAUCAAUGGGUCCAUAUUUAUUUCAAGCUUUAAAUGCAUUUUGUGAAUUAGUCAAUCAGACCAUCUCUAUUCGUCUGAGUCAGUUUAAUUCAAGUCAAUAUGUUAGUGCAUCUGUGAUAUCAUCAGAUGUGUUUAAAUCUCAAGCUCAGUCAUUAGUAAAUCAGUUCAAUUCAUCAACAACUUCUGAUUUUUUGUUAUCAUUAACUAUAAUACGAAACAUGACUCAAAGUAAUGCUUUAUUCGCUGGCCCACUGACCAGCUAUGGAUUCGGCACAGACAUUGGUUAUGAUUAUCCAUUUUUCUACCCGCAAAUAUACGAUGGAUGUAGUUGUGAGAUUUCUGCCGUAUGUUCUUAUUCAUCUAGAAUUUGCGGUUCUGAUGGGUGUAAUUCCCCAGCAUUCUAUGUGCCAGGUUUCUAUAUGGCAUGUUAUAUAAUUGAAUCAUUACUUCAAUCUGAUCUUCGAUGUUUUUAUAAUCAAACAUGUAUAGAUCAACUACAAUCAUAUUUCACAUCGUCAUCUUUCAUCAAUAUCACAUCUCUUGAUGAAUCGUUACCAAGUCGUUUUUUGCCAAAUUCAACAUUUGAAGAAAUAGUUAAUGGUUUAAUGAUUGAACAAUGGAAUCCAUCGGAUCAGUCAGUAAUGUAUGAGCGAUAUUUCAAUGCAUGUCGACCAUCAGAAUGUACUUACACACAACAGACAAAAAAUAGUAUUAUUUACAUUGUAACGACAUUGAUUGGACUACUGGGUGGUUUGAUAACAGCUUUGAAACUGAUAGUGCCACGACUGGUUCAAUUUACUGCGUUUUGUAUUCGAAAAUGGAGAAUGAGAAAUACCGCAGUCAUACCAGUGAUCAAUACAUAA